Molecule: messenger RNA, 2399 nt
Organism: Pseudogymnoascus verrucosus
Lineage: Eukaryota; Fungi; Ascomycota; Leotiomycetes; Thelebolales; Thelebolaceae
Exons: 2
Coding region: 160-2364 (734 amino acids)
Biological process (GO): DNA-templated transcription; regulation of DNA-templated transcription
Molecular function (GO): zinc ion binding; DNA-binding transcription factor activity, RNA polymerase II-specific; DNA binding
Source: RefSeq, a predicted model, not a curated record
AAAACACUAAGCGCUUCUAAAUAUUCCAAAACUCAGUAGUGGCGAUUGUCCGAUAUAUGUACGAAAUAAUGUAACAUCACUCUAAUUUGAUACCAAGUAAAGUCACGUGGAACAAUUCAGCUCCCCGCCGUUAAUCCAGUCUUCAAAGACCUUGCGGCAAUGAACUCUUACUCUUCGUCAGGUUCGGCCAAUUAUGACGGAGGCGUCGAGUCAUCUUUCUCUAAUGCUCUGACACUAGGGGGAAGUCCAGCAGGACGCUCAGACGAAAGCACGAAGAUGGCCAAUGCAUGUGCACAGUGCCAUAGGCAAAAGCAGAAGUGCAAUAGAGAGCAGCCGUGUUCAAACUGCGUCCGGCGCAGUAUUCCCCAUCAAUGCGUCUCGUAUACGCGUCCAGAACGUCGCAAAUCUCGCACUGCUCGACAUGAUCCGUAUCAAGGUCAACCCGCAAGCUUGGCGGAAUCAGCUUCGAUAUCAUCUACUCCUGCACAGCAGCAAACCAUCUCAGGCCAUUUCAAAUCAAGAACAGCCAAGAUAGCAAAACGUCAGACUCUUGGUCGUCUCUUUAAGGCCAGAGGUGCUGCAUCUUAUCAUGGCGAUUUCUACUUUGGGCAUCAAUCUGCUGCUAGUAUGGUAGAAGCAACGACACAGGAAGUACCAAGUGGCAUCUACGUUGGCCACUCGCGUGGCAGCCGUAUCGGAGCCGCUCAACCUUUCCGGAACGAAAGAGGACCCUAUGCUCAGCUCUGGGAACUUAUUGGCAGUCUACCCCGCCAGAAAGCAACAGUUGAUCAUCUGACCGCGCGAUUCUUCAAGGAGCUCAACCCAACAUUUGACAGUGUGCACGAAGGGACAUUCAUGACUUCUUAUAACAAAUUCUGGGAUAGGAAAACCGGCUGUGAUGAUCUUACAAAUGUCGAUAUUCGGUGGCUUGCGGUCUUGUUUAUCAUCCUAGCUUUUGGAGAGCUACUUGACUGCCCUCAGCCGUGUUCCGCAGAGGCUCAACGAGAGUCCGAAGACUCAUCUCUACAUUUCUAUUGGGCUUCACGGAAGUCUCUUGUUAUUGCACCCUCCUUCUACGGAGAAAGCACAGAUCUGACAUGUGCUGGCAUUCUCAUCACUCGCUAUCUAGUGUAUGCGCGCAGGAUCUCGGAGAGCUGGCUAACAAUAAGCUUUGCGAUCCGUAUGGCGCAAGCACAGGGAAUGCAUGUUGAUGGCGACCAAUUAGAUCUCCCCCGCAAAGCCACCGAGACUCGCCGAAGAUUGUGGAGCCAACUAUACGAUUUAGACAGAUCGAUUGCCUUGGCUCUCGGCAGACCAUACGCCAUUAAUGACCGACAUUGCUUUAUGAAACAAGUCGAAAAUGUAUGGGUUGAUAACAUGACAGACGAAGAAGCAGAGAACGCAACAGCGCUAUCUCUUGAUACGCCCACACUAAGUGUUCUGAUACGUUUCCAGCACCAACUGGCCGUCAUCAUCGGCCAGAUCCAAGAACAAUCCUUCACCUUCUCUACCACACCACUUACCUCUUCCGCCUCCUAUGACGAAGUCCUGAAAUAUGACGAAGCCCUCCUCACCUGGAAAGACAGUCUCCCGCCAUACUUCCGCCUCGAGAAUACCGACCUAUCCCUCGACUUACUCCCCGCCUACAGCUUCAUCCCCUGGCACCGCCUAUACCUACAUACCGCCUUCCACUUUGCACGCAUCACGCUGCACCGCUCGUACCUCCUACGGCCCUCCAUCACUGAUCGUUUCCAAUACAGCCGCAACGCUUGCAUGUCAUCCGCGUGCGCAGACCUCAAGAUCAAACUUUCGUUCCGUUAUCCGGACAUGGCUAGCCGGUUGAAAUCUAACGUAGCCGCCCAUCAACUCUUCAAUAGCGCCUUGAUACUUGGGGUCAUUGUCGUGCGUGACCCGCAGGCACCCCAGACAGACGCGAUCUUAGAUGAUCUCCAGGCGUAUUGCGCGAAGCAGAACUCAGAUCCAUGGAUCAACGAGAUUGGCCUCGCGGAGAUCAGGGUUGUGGAGCUGUGCAUUUCGCGCGCAAGGCAGGCACGGAAUGAUACUGCUGCUGCAUCGCCAGCGGAGAAUGUCACGCCUGAUUUUAAUCCAGCUGUAACUUCCGAAGGUUAUAAUUCCUCAGCGGUUACAAACACGUCUCUAUCACAAGGGCUGCAGGGGAGUCAUGAGUUGUCGGCGUCACAGCAAAAUGCUAUGGGAGAGACCUUUCCGUACGCGUUUCAGAACCCAACAGGGCUACAGGAUCCAUGGUCAGAUUUCUGGUCGAAUCCAGCCUAUUUCUUUCCCGAGGCUAUGGAUUAUCAGAUUUGGGAGGGGCUCGUGGAUGAUCUCGCGGCUGUAAAUUAGAUUACUAUUUUGAGCAUAAUUAUAUACCUAUGGGA